AUGGUUAGCAUUUGGUUAGCAUGUACAAAUGUUUGGUAGUGUGCAUUGAGCUCGGUGGAGGAAGUUCAAGCUAGCUUUGUUCAUCACCAUCACGAUUUGAUCACGAUGUUCAAAAAGUUUACUCCUUCCACAGAUAUUGCAGGCCAAACGCCUCCCAAGUCCUCUGUACAACGAUCGAUAAGGGCUGCUGUACUUCAGCAAUGGAAAAUUGGACCAGAGACUCUCGAAGAGAUCUGGCCCAAGAAAGAAACUCUGAUCCAUGUGAAAUGCAGAGAACACAUUUCAAUAUACUCCGUUCAAAGCGUACCCCUCUUUUUCCAGCAUUUUGAUGGGCCUUUCUAUCCUACGCUUCGAUUGCUUCACCAGUAUCCGUCCAUUCUACCUAAAGUCGGCGUUGACAGGGGCGCAAUUCGCUUUCUACUGGCGGGGGCUCCCAUGAUGUGCCCCGGAUUAACCUCAGCUGGAGGAUACCUUCCGCCGCCUGAGGAAGCAUUACCAAAAGGUACAGCUGUUGCUGUGCACGCUGAAGGAAAAGAGCAUGCUGUUGGGAUCGGAAUCACCGAGCUGAGCACGGAAGAUAUGCGGAAGCUGAAUAAAGAUGUCGCUGUCGAGAUUGUCACGCAUCUGGGAGAUGAUUUGUGGGCGUUGCAAACUCUGUAGCAGCUUUCAAAGUUUUGGUGCUACUUUAGGCGUACAGUACUAGAUUGUCAACAAAGAAGGCGGACUCCAUUGUAAACAGAUUGCAAUCUUAUCUAGUGAUAGCGCUCCUGCCAAA
Molecule: messenger RNA, 775 nt
Organism: Suillus clintonianus
Lineage: Eukaryota; Fungi; Basidiomycota; Agaricomycetes; Boletales; Suillaceae
Exons: 4
Coding region: 106-660 (184 amino acids)
Biological process (GO): formation of translation preinitiation complex
Molecular function (GO): RNA binding
Source: RefSeq, a predicted model, not a curated record